Messenger RNA from Rhinichthys klamathensis goyatoka, 824 nucleotides. Its product is annotated as transmembrane protein 158. The record is from RefSeq and is a predicted model, not a curated record. Lineage: Eukaryota; Metazoa; Chordata; Actinopteri; Cypriniformes; Leuciscidae. The transcript has a single exon. The coding region runs from base 109 to 771 and encodes 220 amino acids.
ACACGCGUAACUGAUGGAGCGCAUACAUGACGGACUGCUCGGCAACCACCACGGAAUAAAGAGCGAGUGCGAGACCACCAUGCGCCUGGAGGAACCGCGCGGUCUGCCAUGCUGAGCAUCUCCAUCACUCUCCUGCUGGCUCUAAGCGCUCCCGGCCGCUGCGCACACAGCUGGAGCGACGAGGACCUCCUGCUGCCGCCCGUCAACUCCUCCGGGAGGUUCGUGGCCAGUCUGGAAGUGGAUGUGGGCUACUCGAAGAGAUCCGUGGAGGAGCCCGAAGCCUCCUCGACGUGUAACGUGAGCGUGGAGAGACUCCCCACCAAACUCAUGGCGCGCUGGGACAGCAACUUCGGCUUCCAGUGCGACGUGCUCAUGUACACCACCAACAACCACGGCAAGGCGUUCUUCUCCGCCGCCUUCAACCGCGCGAUCUCGCCGGUGUACAUCGAGCACCUGGGCAUCACGGGCGGCCAGCAGGAGUUCCGACUCUGCGUGGGAUGCGGGCUGUCCCGGUACCGGAGAUUCAGACGGGGCAGGUCCGAGGGUCCGCAGACGGGCGACUCCGUGCAUUUCUGCUGCGUGGAUUUCGCUUUGGACGACCUGAAGGGGGAUCGAAGCUGGAGGCUCAACCGCAAACCCAUCGAAUCCACUCUGGUGGCUUGUUUCAUGACUUUAGUCAUCAUUAUAUGGAGCGUCGCUGCCCUCAUAUGGCCAGUUCCUAUAAUCGCGGGAUUCCUGCCCAAUGGAAUGGAGCAGAGAAGGCCGAGGUAAUAGAAUAGAAAUUAGCACCUUAAUCUACAAGAAAGGAGUUCCUAAAUUAGUUG